AUGACCGAAGCACCGCCAACCGAAGGAGGCAAGCAGGAGCACCCCCUAGCCUGGGUCAGGAUUAACCUAGCCUACUUCAGGACGCCUUCAGGAUCCCUCAAGAUCUUGCAGCUGGUAAGUCAUGAUAUACCCUACUUAUACAGGCUUGUCCUUAGCGCCUAUGGUUGUGAUAAGUUUCGGGCUAGAUAUUUACCGGUAUACCGUUUGUGUUAG
Nezara viridula (southern green stink bug) is the source of this 213-nucleotide messenger RNA. NCBI's taxonomy places the organism in Eukaryota, Metazoa, Arthropoda, Insecta, Hemiptera, Pentatomidae. The record is from the annotation of a GenBank genome assembly.